CUGUUGCAAGUGAACAACAGUAUCGCCCCCGGACGAAAUUACCACUGGAUUUUGGCACCUCAAGCGAGAGAGAGAACAGAAAAAAUGGGGGGAGGAAUGGAGGUUAACAAAAACCGUUGGAUCGAGGAGUGGUCAUCAGCCAGAGAGAAUCUGGAGUUAAACUUCCGGUGGACACGCCGCAACCUCGCCCUCGUCGGAAUCUUUGGCUUAGCCGUCCCCGUCCUCGUCUACAAAGGCAUCGUUAGAGAAUUCCACAUGCAAGAUGAGGAUGCGGGGAGGCCAUAUCGCAAAUUCUGGUUGUCCUAGUUAUCUCUCAUGAAUGUGAAUGGACUUGAAGACUGGUUUUGUCUUCUGGACCUAUUAGUGUCGUUUACUAGUUUAUCGACCUCCUUUGUGUUGUGAUUUCUGUUUUUUAAGUAACCUACUUUGCAGUGGCCAUUCGAAGUUGAAACCACUAAUAAAAUCGGUCUAUUCUAGCAACCUUUUGUAUCAAUUCGGACAAUAUAUUUUAUUUACAACUUUUUCUUAUUUGUAUUUUACUUUUUAUUUAUGAUAUAUUAAAAUAAUAACGAUC
Molecule: messenger RNA, 574 nt
Organism: Striga asiatica
Lineage: Eukaryota; Viridiplantae; Streptophyta; Magnoliopsida; Lamiales; Orobanchaceae
Source: the annotation of a GenBank genome assembly